GUUGUCACCACUUUGUUUUAACGAUUAAAGAAGUGUGGACUUUUUUGUUGUGUUUUACUGUACUGUUACUUUGCUCUGCGCGAAGGUUUGGGUUUCUCAUUGUUAUAGUUUGGUUCUGUUCCUGUUAUGGGUUUGUUUGUUGUUUGGUGUGAGUAGUGCGUGUGGGUGAGUGAGAGAGAGAGAGAGAGAGAAAGGAAGAGGGCUUGCGUGUAUAGUUGCAAUAAUCGAUAAAGAGAAAGAAAUGGUGGCAGAGGAAGAAGUAGUGUCUAUGUUUGAUGAGACAACGAUAAAAGCUCAAAGGGCUGCAAGGAGUGAAAACUGGAGAUUGUUCAAGAAAAUCUUUGAGGAAGACAAGAAGCGUUUGGUGGAGCCUUUUGACUUGUUCGGGAACACUGCAAUUCACAUUGCAACACGUUCGAACAAUCCAAGGCUUCUCCACGAGUUGUUGGAAAUGCUGAGUGAGAAGGAGCGGUGGCAUGCAUUGAGGAAGGGGAAUUGUGUGAAUAACACCCUUCUCCAUGAGAUCGUCCUUGGUACUGCGGUUGAGAUGGUUGGUGUUGUGUUGAAGUUUGAGAAAGAGGCAGCACCAGAAGAAGAAAAGAGAAGGGUGGCAUUGCUAGAGAUCCAAAAUGACUCAGGUGAGACACCUCUCUUUGUUGCUGCUAAGCUUGGCAGGCUUGAGAUGCUCAAAUAUAUGGCCAGACAUGUUGAGGGUGACAUAACAAGUCAUUUUGUUAGAUUUGACAAAUAUUCGGCUCUUCAUGCUAGCAUUCUUGGACAGUUUUUUGAUGUUGCUGUCUGGUUGAUAAAAAUGGAUGAGAAACUAGCUCAACACAAGGAUAUGAAUGGAAUGACAUGUCUUCAACUUCUAUCCAAUAUGCCACUUGUAUUUAGGAGCCAAGCCCCUGCCAUGGGAACAGUGAAGAAUCUUAUAUAUAAAAUGCUUCCGGAGGAAGGAUAUGAAAUCCAUGAUGAUGAUGAAAAUGAAAGCGCUGACUACACACAUCAAAGGAAAGAUAUAGAAAGUGGCCAACAAGACGAGGCCAAGUUUCCUAGUUCAGAUCGGUGGAGGAUCAACUAUGCUAUUUGGAGAACGCUGGCUAAAGAGUUCGAUGGGAUUGGACGUAUAUGGAAACUAAAGAAACAGCAUAAGUUAGCAGAGCAUCUUUCUGAGUUGUUAGUGCAGAAGGACUUUUCAUGGCAGAUUUCAUUUCACGAAAACUUGCACCCCCUUAUUAUGUCCCCGGUUCUUUCCAAAUCAGACAGGAUAAAACACACUCACCACAUGAAGGAGAUGCACAAGACCAAUAGUGAAAUGUCCCGUUCUACAAGUUACAGACCUAUAACCACAGAAAAACUUAGCAUUCCCCAUUAUAAGAACUACACGCCACUUCUCUUGGCAGCUGGCUCAGGAAUCGUGGAAAUCGUUGGGAAAAUCAUUGACAGGUUUCCGGAGGCCAUUUGUCACGUUAGCCAGGACGAACACAACGUUCUGCACAUGGCUGUGAAGCACCGUCAGCUGAAAAUCUUCAACUUGCUAAAGAAACAUUCGGCGUUCAAAUCAUUGAUAUUCCGGAUAACUGCAGAAGGUCGAACUCUCUUGCACCAAAUUUCGAGAAUGGAGUUUUACGUAGAGCAGCACCUACCUGGUGUUGCAUUCCAACUCCAGGACGAGUUGCGCUGGUACGAACGAGUGAAACACAUUGUUCCAACAUACUACCUGAUGCACUGUGACAAAGACGGGCUAACGGCGGAGGAUGUGUUGGAAAUGGAGCAUCGAGAGAUGCACAAAGAAGCAAAAGGGUGGAUUAAGGAAACGGCGCAGUCAUGCUCAACCGUGGCUGUCCUUGUUGCCACGGUGGUUUUUGCGGCGGCGUACACCAUCCCAGGUGGCACUAAUCAGAACAAUGGCUUCCCAAUGUUUCUUGGUUCUCGAGUGUUUCUGUUCUACACUGUGACGGACGUUGUGGCACUUGUGAGCUCACUGGCAUCAGUGCUGAUGUUUCUGUCAAUACUAACCUCCCCUUAUGAGCUGUGGGAUUUCCGGAGUUAUCUGCCGCGAAAACUGAGCUUAGGGUUUGCCUUUCUCUUCUUCUCGUUGGUGUGCACGAUGCUCACACUCAGUGCAACAGUUUUGCUGACCAUUCGGUUGGGGAAUCACCAGAAAUGGGCUUACGUUUUGUUUGGCUGUGCUGUGUUCUUCCCUGUCGUCAUUUUUUGGCGAAUGCAAUUUCCACUGUACAACAUGUUCCAACGUCUCGCCCAGCGGCUAUUUAAGAAGCUUACGCGAGCAGUACCAAACUACCUUGUCAAAUAUUCCGGGAAAAGGUCUCAGACAAGAAAUUAUCACGGGAUAUCAAUGACUAGCUAGCUAGUUAUGAGAAAAUAAUAAUCGAUUCAUGUCAUCUUAAACUUUGAAAAAGAUAUACCAUACAAAAAUAAAUGCUUAAAUAUUUUUUUCGUCCUUA
Messenger RNA from Vigna unguiculata (cowpea), 2468 nucleotides. RefSeq lists its product as uncharacterized. NCBI's taxonomy places the organism in Eukaryota, Viridiplantae, Streptophyta, Magnoliopsida, Fabales, Fabaceae. Gene Ontology annotation, molecular function: protein binding. The record is from RefSeq and is a predicted model, not a curated record. Gene Ontology annotation, cellular component: membrane.